AUGAAGUUUGUAGCAUUGAUAUCAGGAGGUAAGGAUUCUUUCUUCAAUAUAUAUCACUGUUUAUCACAGGGCCAUGAGCUAAUUGCCUUGGGAAAUUUGCAUCCCAAAGAAAUUGACCAACAUGAAAUUGAUUCCUUUAUGUUCCAAACGGUUGGCCACGAUAUAAUAGAAUACUACGCAUCAUGUCUAGACGUUCCUUUAUAUAGACAGCUGAUAACUGGUUCUUCGUCAAAUCAGAAUUUAGAAUAUUCUCCUACACAAAAUGAUGAGAUUGAAGAUCUCCAUGAAUUAUUGUCGACAAUUAAAGCAUCUCAUCCCGACUUGGAAGCUGUCAGUUGUGGGGCCAUCUUAUCACAUUACCAACGAACAAGAGUAGAAAACGUUUGUGAUAGGUUGAAAUUGACUUCAUUGGCCUAUCUUUGGCAAAGGGAUCAAUAUGAAUUGAUGCAAGAAAUGUGCAAUAAUCAACUUGAUGCCAGGAUUAUCAAAGUGGCCGCUAUUGGAUUAAACAAAAAUCACUUGGGAAAAAGUAUAACUGAAUUAUUUCCGACCCUAGUCAAAUUAAAUCAGUUAUACCAAGUUCAUAUAUGUGGAGAAGGUGGUGAGUUUGAAACUAUGGUAUUUGAUUGUCCUUUAUUCAGAACUAAGAAGCUUGAAAUUGCUGCAAAGGAAGUGGUGGGAGAUCCUAGUGAUGAUGUAUAUUAUUUGAAGAUGAAGGUUGAAUUGGUUGAUAAAGAUAGCUCCGAAUUAGAACUUAUAGAACCACCGGCGCUACUCGAGGAAGGAUUUGAGAACAUUUUAUUAAGCGGUGGCACUUCCAAUAAAGAGGCAGAUAAUGUGAGCUUGGCAAAUCUCACUCUCGAAGAGCAUAUUGCUCCAUCGAUAACACCUCCAAGUAUUGUCUCGACCAAUUCAAAGUUGUACAUUUCAAACUUGACCUCAUCCGAAUCGAAUUUGGAACAGCAAGCUAGUGAUAUUUUCCUUCAAUUGAAAACGAUGCUUGAUGAAAACAAUUUAACAGUCAAUAAUAUCCAGCACGUAUCUUUGCUAUUAUCGGACAUGAACCAAUUUGGCGCAAUAAAUAAAGUUUAUGGAGAACAAUUUCAAAAUAUCUACCUUCCACCCUCAAGAAUUUGCAUAGAGACAACACUAUUAUGUUCAGUGCAAUUUUCUUGUGUUGUAUUGAAGAAUAUAGAACCGAAAUCCGGUAUCCAUAUACGUUCCAGGUCAUACUGGGGUCCUCAAAACAUUGGUCCUUAUUCCCAGAGUAUCGUCGACAACCAAACUACUUACAAAUUAGCUAGUUUGUCGGGGCAAAUUCCGCUUAUACCGUCUACUAUGGACUUGUCUAACAACGGAAUCAAUUUCAACUCAGCAUUAUCGUUACAACAUUUGUACAGAGUAAAGAACUUGGUCAAUGUCAAAAAAUUAGGACUGAUUAUUUGCUUUAUGAACGACUCCCUGUAUCUUUCAACUGUCUGUCAUACGUGGAAAGAAUUCAUGGAAUCUAUUGAAAAUACACCCGAGAACAUUAAAAACUUAGUUGUUGUUAAAGUUUCUGCAUUACCCAGAGGCGCAGAUGUUGAGUGGGGUGGCUUCAGUUAUGAAGACGUCACCGGUAUGUAUGAUGACUCGGAUUCUGAAGAGGAAAUUGACGCGUCGCUGGAUAACUUAAUAGAAGAAUUUGAUGAUUCGAAUAUCUGCCCAGUAGGAAAGGGUGAACUUUCCAUAACGACACUAUUUACUUCAAGAAAGGAAUUAGUGGAUAAAAUCAUACAAGUUAAUAGAAGCAAGAAUUUCUUACAGGUAUUAGCUUCUCUCCCGAAUCUUUCCAAAAUUGAUUCAAAAGGUAGCUUCGAAUCCUUACCUGUACAAAAUGUGUACAAUAGUAAGGGCCAAGAGUUUGCGUUUGGGUUGAUUUGGAAGGUGGAAAACUGA
Hemisphaericaspora subhashii is the source of this 1938-nucleotide messenger RNA. Its product is annotated as diphthine--ammonia ligase. Gene Ontology annotation, biological process: protein histidyl modification to diphthamide. Gene Ontology annotation, molecular function: diphthine-ammonia ligase activity. The coding region runs from base 1 to 1938 and encodes 645 amino acids. The record is from RefSeq and is a predicted model, not a curated record. NCBI's taxonomy places the organism in Eukaryota, Fungi, Ascomycota, Pichiomycetes, Serinales, Debaryomycetaceae. The transcript has a single exon.